UAGGCGUUGAUAUCGUAGCGACUACGUGUCGUCAACGGACAGCUACGACGUAGCGAGCGCAGUGCCGCAAUGGAGGGUCGCGGGGAGAGCGCUGCGGGCGAGGGACGUACGAGGAGUUUCAUCCAGCAGUCCAGCACAGCACAGCAGUCAUGUCGCGCGCGUCGCACGCUGCUGUCGUGUUCGUAGUAACUCUACUCGCCUCACUCGUUGAGUGCAUGGAGGAAGGCUGCACGGACUGGGAGGGCAAACCAGUGGCGCACGGGCUGUUGUAUGUGCCCGGCCCGGGUGCCUGCUCACUCUGCGUCUGCUAUCACGCCGAGCCGAUGUGGUGUAAGGCCAUUUACUGCGACCCGCCCUACUUCUGUAAAAACUUCCGCGUUGGUGAGCGCUGUUGUGAGUUUGAGUGCCUGGACCCCCCGGGCGAAGACACACGUUAUCGGGAGCGGCAGCGUCUGCGCGCUCUGAUCCUGGCUGGUAACUCCUCCGCCGUUCAGCUCAGACCUUCACUUAGACUCCGAGCUGGUAUCUCCUUGCUGGCUGUGGCAGUUGCUAGACUCGUCUGAGACAGGGAGACAUUGAAAGUAUGAAAAAGUAUUGCGACAAUAAACACACAUAAUAAUGUGAUUAAUGAGCAGAUCAGCGAUGUUACUACAAUUUAAGCUCAUUUAACCAUUUUGUGUUUUGAGGUUAAAUUUUGUUCAAAUA
Molecule: messenger RNA, 705 nt
Organism: Papilio machaon (common yellow swallowtail)
Lineage: Eukaryota; Metazoa; Arthropoda; Insecta; Lepidoptera; Papilionidae
Exons: 3
Coding region: 150-563 (137 amino acids)
Cellular component (GO): membrane
Source: RefSeq, a predicted model, not a curated record